UGGGAAUUGGGGAAUCCUGCUCUUAAAUCCCGGUGGGAAUUCUGCCCUGAAAUCCUGGUGGGAAUUGGGGAAUUCUGCCCUGAAAUCCCAGUGGGAAUUUGGGAAUUCUGCCCUGAAAUCCCACUGGGAAUUGGGGAAUUCUGCCCUGAAAUCCCAGCGGGAAUUCUCCCUGAAAUUCCACUGGGAAUUGGGGAAUUCUGCCCUGAAAUCCCGGUGGGAAUUCUCCCUGAAAUUCCACUGGGAAUUGGGGAAUUCUGCCCUGAAAUCCCGGUGGGAAUUGGGGAAUUCUGCCCUGAAAUCCUGGUGGGAAUUUGGGAUCACCCCUCAGGAAUUGUCCUGGGAAAUGGGGACGGUACGAUCCCAAAAUCCUGGUGGGAAUUGGGGAAUUCUGUCCUGAAAUCCUGGUGGGAAUUGGGGAAUUCUGCCCUUAAAUCCCGUUGGGAAUUGGGGAAUUCCCUCUGGAAUUGUCCUGGGAAAUGGGGAUGGUACGAUCCCAAAAUCCCAAAUGGGGAGGGAUCUCCCUCUGGGAAUUGGGAAUUUCCCUCUGGAAUUACUCCUGUGGCUCAGUUUACGUGGAAGAGUAACGGUACAAUUCCAAAAUCUCCGUGGGAAUUUGGGAUUCCCCCUCUGGAAUCACUUUGUGCCUCAUUUUACCUGGAAAAGAAACGGUACCGUCCCAAAAUCCCAGUGGGAAUUUGGGAUUUCUCCUCUGGAAUCACUUCGUGCCUCAGUUUCCCUGGGACGGGACCCCAAAAAUUGGGAUUUGGGACCCAAAAAAAACCCAGGAAUUUUGGACCCAAACCCAGGGAUUUGGGACCCAAAAAUCAGGGAUUUGGGACCCCUAAAAAAUCAGGAUUUUGGGACCCAAAACCCAAGGAUUUGGGACCCAAAAAUCCAGGGAUUUGGGAUCCCCUCAGGCCUCGGUUGACUUGUAACCAUAGCAAUAAACCACUCGCGCAUUGGUCGGUUGCGCUGUCAAUCACUAAACGG
Molecule: messenger RNA, 990 nt
Organism: Corapipo altera (White-ruffed manakin)
Lineage: Eukaryota; Metazoa; Chordata; Aves; Passeriformes; Pipridae
Exons: 3
Source: RefSeq, a predicted model, not a curated record